GCUAGCGCCACCAGCAGCACAGGGGUUCAGUACGUUGUAGACCGCUGAGGCACUGGUACAUAGCGUAGCGAUACGCCUUGCAUCGAUACGGGCCGCGCUCGCGCGUCAACGACACGCCUGCGCCGGAUGCACCCCAUAAGUGCAGCGGCGAUGAUUCUGUGCCUGCGAGGCGCGCGCGCACUCCGAGCGGGCGUGCGACCGGCGCUGCAGCGCGCGCCGCGCCGCCGCGUCGCCCUCACGGCAACGCAAGACUGGGAGAAGCUCGGCAUCGGCGAUAAACUAGUCGAGGCCGUCGGCGCGAUGGGCCUGAGCGCGCCGACGGACGCGCAGCGCGACGCCAUCCCCGGCGUGCUGAACGGCGAGGACUUGUUGUUUGCGGCGGAGACGGGCUCCGGCAAGACCCUGGCGUAUCUCUUACCAACAAUCGCCCGGCUCAAGGCCGAGGAAUUUAAUGUAGACAAGCUCGACGAAUUAAGGCGGCCGAACCGGCCCCGCGCUUUAGUGCUGGUGCCCACGAGAGAACUCGCGGCGCAAGUGCAAGCCGUCGCCAAGGAGCUGAGCCACCACGCGAAACUUUCAGUCAGAGGCGCCUUCGGCGGUUCUGAUGGAGUCGGCAAGCAGCGAAAUACGCUCAAAAAAGGCGGCGCCUACGACUUAUUAAUAGCGACGCCGGGCCGCUUCGAGAAGCUCUGGGAUUUAGGUGAUGUCCACCUGUCGAAGUGUUCGGUGGUCGUCGUCGACGAGGUCGACACGAUGCUGAGCCAGGGUUUUGGGGCCGAGCUCGAGAAAGUUUUAAAAGCUACGACGGAGCGCGAGAAGCCGGCGACGGUGGUCACGACGACGGCGACGCUGACGAAAGCUGUAAGGAGGGCCUUCGGCGAUCUUAGUGAGAGGGACGAGCGGUGGCGGUUCCUGCCGGAGCUGCGGACCGUCGAGACGCGCGGCUUGCAUAAAGCGACCGAUAGGUGCCGCUUGGAGCUAGUAGAUGUGGUGGGGAAGGACAAGCUCGAGGAGCUAUUAGUUGUACUAAAAAGGGCGCCGGAGAAGUGUCUGAUCUUCUGCAACACCGUGAAUUCCUGUCGGGCGGCGGAGCACUUCCUUUCCGAGAGGAAUGCGUGCGAGACGUUCUCGUACCACGGCGAGUUGAAUUCGCGAGAGAGGGAGGCGUCGCUCAAGGCGUUCCGGGACGAUGACAGAGAUGGUGCCCUGGUCUGUACCGAUUUAGCAGCACGAGGCCUAGAUAUCCCGGACGUCGACCACGUCGUCAUGUUCGACUUCCCGCGGAACCCCGUGGACUACUUACAUCGAGCGGGCCGGACCGCGCGCGCGGGAAAGUCGGGCAAGGUGACGGCGCUCGUCGCCAAGGCCGAUCGCGUCCUGGCGAGCGCCAUCCAGAGGGCGGUGCUGAACGGCGAGCCCGUCGAUGCCUUGAGCGCGGACAAGAAGGCGUACCUGAAGGGCGGUGCUUUACAUGUCCCCUCGAAGUCGGCCAAGGGCCGGGCGAGGAGGGAUUUGAGCCGCGCGCGGAAGCCGAAGCCGAAGACGCGGCGGUCGAGGUAAGGGUUGUAGUAUAUUUGCCUUCCGCUCGGCGGCGUGAG
Molecule: messenger RNA, 1598 nt
Organism: Pelagomonas calceolata
Lineage: Eukaryota; Pelagophyceae; Pelagomonadales; Pelagomonadaceae
Source: the annotation of a GenBank genome assembly